Molecule: messenger RNA, 771 nt
Organism: Solanum stenotomum
Lineage: Eukaryota; Viridiplantae; Streptophyta; Magnoliopsida; Solanales; Solanaceae
Product: snakin-2
Exons: 3
Coding region: 181-495 (104 amino acids)
Source: RefSeq, a predicted model, not a curated record
UUUUGCUUUGUGUGUUUCUAUUUUAUUUGUCUUCAUAUACAUGAACCUUAUACACUUCCACUAUUUCCCCCUAUAAAUACUCCAUUUACUUAUCAUUUUUCAUAAGUCACACCAAAAGAUUGAAGCUUAUCAAUUUGUAGAAAAAUAUCCAUUCUUUUCUCAAAAAUAUUUCAAAUUCCAAUGGCCAUUUCGAAAGCUCUCUUUGCUUCAUUACUUCUCUCCUUGCUCCUUCUCGAGCAAGUCCAAUCUAUUCAGACCGAUCAAGUGACCAGCAAUGCUAUUUCUGAAGCCGCUUAUUCCAACAAGAAAAUUGACUGUGGGGGAGCUUGUGCAGCAAGGUGCCGAUUAUCAUCAAGGCCAAGAUUGUGUAAUAGGGCAUGUGGAACUUGUUGUGCUAGAUGCAACUGUGUUCCUCCUGGUACUUCUGGCAACACUGAGACUUGCCCUUGCUAUGCCAGUUUGACUACUCAUGGCAACAAACGUAAAUGCCCUUAAUUUUCUUCUAAAAUAUCCUCGUGCGAUUACCAUGAAUAUGUUAUUGUUGUAAUAUAUUGUUCUGUCAUAUAUUGUGUCAAUAUUCAAAAUCCAGUAAAAUGUCUUUAGCGUGUACUUUUUUUUUUGGUGGGUUGUCUUUUUAAUUUUGAGGAAAUUGUAUUCACUUUGAUUUGUGUGUUGAUUAGUACAUUUGGUGUGAUAUUUGUUCUGGUUUGCAUUGUAUUGUAUUGUAUAAUAAGAUGAGGAAUAAAUGAAGUUCGAGUAUAUUUUUUUAUA